This is a messenger RNA of Cyprinodon tularosa, 1365 nucleotides long. Its product is annotated as palmitoyltransferase ZDHHC20-A-like. NCBI's taxonomy places the organism in Eukaryota, Metazoa, Chordata, Actinopteri, Cyprinodontiformes, Cyprinodontidae. Gene Ontology annotation, cellular component: Golgi apparatus; endoplasmic reticulum. The transcript is spliced from 13 exons. The record is from RefSeq and is a predicted model, not a curated record. Bases 12 to 1067 code for a protein of 351 amino acids. Gene Ontology annotation, biological process: protein targeting to membrane; synaptic vesicle maturation; peptidyl-L-cysteine S-palmitoylation. Gene Ontology annotation, molecular function: protein-cysteine S-palmitoyltransferase activity.
ACGGAUUAAAGAUGGCCCCCUCUCAUGCGCUGAGGUGCUGUAAACGGGCUCUGAACUGGAUACCUGUCCUGUUUAUUAACCUGGUUGUCGCCUGGUCUUAUUACGCCUAUGUGGUGGAGCUCUGUGUGUAUACAAUCCCAAAUGAUGCGGAACGAAUCAGCUAUUUGGUCAUCUUUCAUAUUUUCUUUGCCAUGUUCAUAUGGUCCUACUGGAAAACGAUCUGGUCCAAACCUGCCAGUCCUUCAAUAGCAUUUGCCCUGCCGCAAGCAGAGAAGGAUCUGUACGAGAAGGAGCAACGAGCCGAAGUUCAGCAAGAGAUCCUGAAGAAAGCGGCCAGAAAUGUACCUGUGUACACACGCACAGCUGGAGGAGCCAUCAGAUACUGUGAUUUCUGUCAAGUAAUCAAACCUGAUCGCUGUCAUCACUGCUCAACAUGUGAAAUGUGUGUGCUGAAAAUGGACCAUCAUUGCCCUUGGGUGAAUAACUGUGUUGGGUUUUCAAACUACAAGUUCUUCAUUCUAUUCUUGGCCUAUGCAACGCUCUACUGUGUUGUCAUUUGUGCGACCGUUGUGCAGUAUUUCAUCAAAUUCUGGACGAAAGAACUUCCUGACACACACGCGAAAUUCCACAUCUUGUUUCUAUUUUUUGUUGCGGCACUCUUCUUCAUUAGCAUAGUAUCACUUUAUAGCUACCAUAUGUGGCUUGUGGGGAAGAACAGAACCACUAUAGAGGCAUUUAGAGCUCCUGUUUUUGCAAAUGGUCCAGACAAAAAUGGCUUCUCUCUUGGCUUUAAACGAAAUGUAGCUGAGGUGUUUGGAGAACAGGCAAAGUACUGGAUUUUCCCUGUUUUCUCAAGUCAAGGAGAUGGACAUUCCUUUGUCACCAGGCUGGUUCACAUAGACCCUGAACAAGCAAACAGCAUCCUCCAGCAGAACGUAAAAUUCCCCGUGGAUGGAGAGACAAACCUUUGUGUGGUGCCUGAUGAUGAGCUUCACGCAGAGGAUAACUGCAAGAACAAAUCUGAUGGAGGCCAGAUGGUUACCGUGACCAUGGACACUGAGCCUUAGAAGCCCCACCCAAGGUCACGCACGCAGCCCUGUAUAGAUUAUCAGCUGAACUGCCUUAAACAAGGAGCAUCAAUACCUCCAAGACCAUCCGUGGCAUCAAAAAAAGAAAUACUGUUGUGAUGGCAACGAAUGCUUUAAAGCAACUUUGUAGACUGCAACAGUCUGAAGCUGAGGAGAUUUGUCUUUGUAUCUACUAAAUACUUUAUUUUAUAUUAAUUUUAUAAUCUAAAACCAAUCUCUGAGAGCCAGCUUGUGUUUUUACCAACUCUCUGAAUAUUAUAACCAUUUAAUCCAUUUC